Messenger RNA from Fraxinus pennsylvanica, 783 nucleotides. The record is from the annotation of a GenBank genome assembly. Lineage: Eukaryota; Viridiplantae; Streptophyta; Magnoliopsida; Lamiales; Oleaceae.
AUGAUUCUCCUGUUUCUCUUUUUAAGGAAGCAGAAAAGGGCAACUGAGAGAAAUGCAAGGAAGAAUAAUCCACCAAGUGAGACGAAAACGAAGAUGAUGACAGUAUGGUGUCCUGGAGUGGGUGGUGGUGGUGGAGAGAAGGGAUGGGGUGGAGAUGGAACAAUAUGUGGUGGUGGUGGUGGAAAGACCGGAUGGGGUGGAGGGGGAACAAUAUGUGGUGGAGGUGGCGGUGGAGAGAUGGGGUGGGGUGGUGGUGGAGAUGGAACAAUAUGUGGUGGUGGUGGUGGUGGAAAGACCGGAUGGGGUGGAGGGGGAGCAAUAUGUGGUGGAGGUGGCGGUGGAGAUGGAACAAUAUGUGGUGGUGGUGGUGGUGGAAAGACCGGAUGGGGUGGAGGGGGAGCAAUAUGUGGUGGAGGUGGCGGUGGAGAUGGAACAAUAUGUGGUGGUGGUGGUGGUGGAAAGACCGGAUGGGGUGGAGGGGGAGCAAUAUGUGGUGGAGGUGGCGGUGGAGAUGGAACAAUAUGUGGUGGUGGUGGUGGUGGAAAGACCGGAUGGGGUGGAGGGGGAGCAAUAUGUGGUGGAGGUGGCGGUGGAGAUGGAACAAUAUGUGGUGGUGGUGGUGGUGGAAAGACCGGAUGGGGUGGAGGGGGAGCAAUAUGUGGUGGAGGUGGCGGUGGAGAUGGAACAAUAUGNGGUGGAGAGGGUGGUGGUGGUGCAACUUUAGGAGGAGAUGGCGGUGGUACUAUCAGUGGGCAUGGAAAAUUAGGAGGAAAAUAUGGAUAG